This is a messenger RNA of Fusarium venenatum, 747 nucleotides long. RefSeq lists its product as uncharacterized. NCBI's taxonomy places the organism in Eukaryota, Fungi, Ascomycota, Sordariomycetes, Hypocreales, Nectriaceae. The record is from RefSeq and is a predicted model, not a curated record.
AUGAAUCCUCCACUUGAGCUGUUCGUCCUUUCAUGGGGUGUUUACCCACGCCGAGUUCUGAUCUAUCUUGCUGAAAAAGGCCUUCUCAAUUCCCCACUCAUAAAGAUCACUGAAGUUACCACUGAUAACACCGGAAAGUUAUCUGCGCCUGGUAAACCAAGCGGAUCAGCUCCCGUGCUACGACUUCCUGGUGGAUCAUUUAUCAAGCAAUCGGUCGCAAUCCUCGGAUAUUUUGAAGAUAUUUGCCAGGAUCCCAAGGAAGAUUGGGAGGUUGAACUUGCCAAGAACACCAACGGCAGUAUGAUAGGAGACACGGCAGCAGAAAGAGGCCGAGUUCGAGAUAUGUUGUCUCUCGCAGACGAAAUCACUAACCAGUUCGGCUUUGCUUGUCACAAAGGCACUGCAUUGUUCAAGGUGCUCGAAGAAACACAUCCUAUUACCGCGAAACUCAUGCUCGAGUAUUGCUACAAGAAUUUGAAACUGUUGGACAAGUACUACGAAGGUGACGGACGUUUGAACGGCAGCAGUGAUGGUGAUCGGAUCAAUGUCGCCGAUUGCGUGUUGUACUCGGCCUUAAACUUUGCCAAAGACGUGUACGGUUUCGACCUUCUGUCCGAUCCUGAGGUGGUUAACUUGCGAGCUUUCUACGAAUGGUUUGGAAAGAGGGAAAGUGUCCAAGUGGGGGAUGAUCACCAUGUCCCAGGGUGGAUCAAAGAAUUGGCUAGUCAGUGGCUUCCUGUAGAAUGA